Hyposmocoma kahamanoa is the source of this 3061-nucleotide messenger RNA. RefSeq names its product stimulator of interferon genes protein (gene Sting). The record is from RefSeq and is a predicted model, not a curated record. Gene Ontology annotation, molecular function: 2',3'-cyclic GMP-AMP binding; cyclic-di-GMP binding. Bases 74 to 1051 code for a protein of 325 amino acids. The transcript is spliced from 6 exons. Gene Ontology annotation, cellular component: endoplasmic reticulum membrane; autophagosome. Lineage: Eukaryota; Metazoa; Arthropoda; Insecta; Lepidoptera; Cosmopterigidae. Gene Ontology annotation, biological process: reticulophagy; autophagosome assembly; positive regulation of macroautophagy.
CCGGAUCAUCCCCGCACUAUACAAGUGAGAAUGCAGUGUUAGUCAUAACUGUUGAUAUAAUAGUCGACGAUGAAUGCAAACCGCAAUAAGGCAGCAAAUUGCUCGCUACUUAGUCUACUUAAUUGUAAUCCGGAUGUUCCAAGAACUAUAUUCUCUGCCCCAACUGCUGCGCUCACAACGCUUCGACUGGCUGUCACUCGUAAAAGACAACAAGAAUACUCUGGUGAUGCUUGCUGCUUCAUUUGCUGUCCUCUGGGUUACACAGACGGAGAAAUUAAUUUCUGUUGAAGAAUUUACUUGUUUGUUCGUCGCUUUUCUUAUCUGCCAGUACUUUUUGAAGGAACGGAAAUCCCGAACAAUAAACUAUGGCGUCGGCAUGGCGUGCAGUUACUUCGAAGGUUAUCUAAAACUCAUCAUACCCAAUGACGGAACCCAGUCAGGAGGCGGCUUCGAGCACAAGAUUCAACAGUACGAGGCCUCGCAGGGAGUGGUGUUUCCCGUGAGGAUGUUGCUCCUGGUCAUCACCAAGUCGCUGUUCUGUCCACCUGAUAUGAACCAUUUUAACAACAGAAACAGACCUGAUUUGCCUUAUAUGGAAGCCAUGAGUCGGCGUGUGAGACGACAGAGUGUCCCUGGUCCGCAGCCGCUGACGGACGUGCUGCGCGACGUGGCGGGCGUGAAGAACCGCCAGUACCGCAACUCGCCGUACAAGAUCUACCGCCGCGGGCGCCUGCCCGUGUGCGUCAUCGUGGAGUUCGCCACGCCGCUGCACACGCUCUACCAGGUGCUGCACAACAGGGACCUGUACGACGAGCUGUGCGAUGUAGACCAAGCGGAGCUGAUGCGCGACUUCUGCACGCAGCUCCAAAGCACCAUCGAGCGCAGCCCGGACACGCGCGGCCGCUGCACGCUUAUUGAUUUCGACGAUACGGAUGUUAAUGCCAACCUAGCGAGCGUAAUCCUGGACAAGAUCGCCGAACUAGAACCGAAUUUCGAGGAAAUCCUCAAGCUACACGAAAAUAAUUGUUCUUUUGACGUACUGGAACUUUAAGUUAUAGAAGCUCGUCGGCUUCAAAACUCAUUUUUCACUUUUCUAAUUCUGUAUUUUUAAGUCAAGCUUGAUCGUGACUAGUACUAAGCAUUACUAAUAAACUCUGUACAUGCUCAAGUCGUUGAGACUGGUGUCAAUUUGUUUUAUAUGGAGAAUCCUUUUUUUGAAUAAGUUGUCUUAUUUAGUAAUAAAAAAAAACAUGUCUACUAACAUCCGUAUGAAGUGGAUGGUUUUGCGUGUAACAUCUCUUUUUUUCUUUUUUUUAUUAUGGUGUCAUAGAACGAAUGCCCAGUACAUAAAAUUACAUAUUUAAUCAUUUCACUUAUUCUAGUUUUAGUACAAUUGUGUUUAUGUAACAUCGAAUGCUUGAUAACGACUGUAAAAUAUUUCAGAUUUCUAAUUUAGGGCCAUUUACAGAUCUCGUUCUUUUGAAUGUUGUAUUACAAUGACGUCGAUUUUGUGGCGUAGUUUCCUAAGAGCGGCAGCUAGUCUUAAAAUAUUACCACCGAAAUGAUCUGAAAGAUCGAAAUGACUAAAACACACAAGUUGAUUGAACGCAACUUUUUUACCAACACUCCGCUGUCCCUAUUUUUAAAUAGUUUUUUAUUUAAUUGGCUAACGUUUAAAAACCUGACAUAAGCGUUAGUAAAUUAUUUUUCUUGUCCAAUAUAGACAGAAUCGUGCAUUAAAAUAGAAGCAUUUUUUUUUAGUUUUAAGUCGGUUAUUAUCUCUAUGUUAGUGGCAGAGCCAUGUUUGCUUAUAAAGCUUAAAACUCGUUUUCAUUUGCAAGAGACUUGUCUGUGUACAUCUCGUAAGUAUUAACUUGAGACUACACUUGCUCUGCUUCCGUCGAUCUCGUCAUCAAUUGCUAAAUGUAAGAAAGAGCAGAGUCUAAAGUAUAAAUUUGGUAUUUGCAGGUUGUUUAUAGAUUUCUAAAUCAGAUGAAAUCGAACUUGUAUGAUAGCUGACAUGUACCAAAAAUAAUUUUAAGAAUUAAGAUUAAGACCUACUUCAAAUUAUCAUUUCAACUUAACAGACUUAUGUGAUGUACAUUUAUUAUUUCACAGUAUGACUGUUGACUAUGAUACGGAUAAAAAACAACUAAUUUCUAUGAAUUAAGGGUCGUGUUAAUAAAUCCGUCUCAAGUUCGUCAUAAAAAAAUGACAUAAGUUACUAUUUUAUUCAAUAAUUAUCUCAAGUUAAUAACAUGUAUAAAAACAUUUCUUUUUGUUGGUAAUCACUUGAGUGACAUUGUGAUGGUAUCAGUCAAGAUGUCGUUAACUAUUUAAUAAUAGACGAGUGCUUGAGAUCUGAGGGAAAACUCGGUCGAUGCGCUAGGUUCUUUAACCCAGGUCUAUUUGUGGCAACACACCAAUAGUCAAGCUAGCUUCUUAAGGUGCUUUUCCACCAGGGAGGCGAGACGAGGAUGGAAAUUAGUAUGGCAAAAUUUCAGUCUAAUCUCCUAGCGCAUCUUCGGUAGAAAUGGCCGGUAUUGACAAGGAUGUGCGAAACGAGAAUAUAAAUAUUUAUUGAAGUAAUAUUGACCCGUAUUGCUGCCUACGUAGAGUUUAUUAACAAUGCAACGGAAACACGAUGUCUCUUGAGUGAGCGAUGGCUAUUAAUCGCGAGAUUGUGGGGUCCGUACGAUUUGAAAUUUAAAAAAAGAUUGCUUCAUCUGAUUCUUCUUCCGUUACCAUGUUUAAUAAUAAUAAUUAUUUAAGAUGUAUGUUACUAGCCGCGUGUUCAUCCAUAGACGAACUGAACAGCACUGAAUCUUCAUAAUGCACAGCCACAGCGCGAACUCGCGAUGACUAUUAAUAUUAUGUAAUACUACGAGUUCGCGGUAGCUAUAAUGGCAAUUUUUGGUGGAAAUAGACUGGCGGGUUUUCAAUUCUCGUCUCGCUUCUUUAAAAGCACCUUUGACGUAUAGGAUUAAUUUUUAACUCUUUUAUAUAUGUUUGUAACAUUAACUAGAAUUAUUGGCUAUUUUAUUACAAGUUUUUUGGAUUU